AUGACCCCUACAUGCCCCGUACGACCCCUUACGACCCCAUCCGACCCGCUUACGACCCACUUACGACCCUCUUACGACGCCCUACGCUGGUCGUCAUUGCCCCGUCACAGCGCUUCCAGGCCUCUCUCUCCUCCUCCAUUCGCCGCUUCCCCGCUUUCUCACACUCGCUCAGGCUAUCCCGCCGUCUCCCCCGCCGCCGCCCUCGCCGUCUCUCCCGCCUGCUCUCUCGCCGUCUGCCCCCCUCUUUCCUGGUCCACCUUCCCGCGUUGUCGUUUCCGCGACCCCUCCGCCCCUGCGUGGUUCGGCUGUGCCGUUUCCUCCAUCCCUGCUUCUCAACCACCUUCUCCCCCGUCCAACUCCCCUCUACCCCUCUCUACCCCUCGUUGCUCUGUUCUCCGCUGUCGUCCGCUCCCGCGCGCGUUCCGUCCGGGGUCCCCACGCGCAUUGUUCCCUUUCCUCCGCUUUAUCCCCUCCUCGCUCAGGCCCCUGGCUUCCCCCUCCCCGGCGUUCCCCCUUUCCUCCUUUCCGCCUCCCCGCCUUUCCCCAUCGUCGCACCAACCUGCGCGUCCAUGCCUCGCCGCGUCCUUCUCUUCCCGCGAUCUCCCUCCCGUGUGUUGCUCCUUCUCUCGUUGCCUCCUCCGCGCUUCCCUCCUCCGCGCUUCCCUCCUCCGCGCUUCCCUCCUCCGCCCUUCCCUCCUCCGCGCUUCCCUCCUCCGCACUUCCCUCCUCCGCGCUUCCCUCUUCCGCACUUCUCCCCUCCGCACUUCCUCCGCGCGCCGCUCCUCCACGCGCAUUGCUGGUUCCAGAUCCGUCCACGUAAUAUCGAAUCCUUUCCACGUAGUGCAUCAUCCCUCUCCUCCCUGCACACCACUAACGUUUUUCUCCUCCCUUCUCUCCCACCCCUCCUCCCUCCCCUCUCCCCUCUCUCUCCCCCACAUCCCUCCCUCCAUCUCCCCCACUCCCAUCCCCCCAUGA
Molecule: messenger RNA, 975 nt
Organism: Closterium sp. Naga37s-1
Lineage: Eukaryota; Viridiplantae; Streptophyta; Zygnematophyceae; Desmidiales; Closteriaceae
Source: the annotation of a GenBank genome assembly